Molecule: messenger RNA, 4443 nt
Organism: Saccostrea cuccullata (small rock oyster)
Lineage: Eukaryota; Metazoa; Mollusca; Bivalvia; Ostreida; Ostreidae
Product: lissencephaly-1 homolog
Exons: 13
Coding region: 231-1457 (408 amino acids)
Biological process (GO): vesicle transport along microtubule; brain morphogenesis; nuclear migration
Cellular component (GO): nuclear envelope; kinetochore; microtubule associated complex
Molecular function (GO): microtubule plus-end binding; dynein complex binding
Source: RefSeq, a predicted model, not a curated record
CCUUCAUGGGAAAGAAAUCGAUAAUGAAGUAAUGUGCAUGCGCAUUGGCACGAAAGGAAAUCAAGCGAUUUGUGAAGUCCUCCCAAAGAGGGGUCUGUAGUUCAGGCCCAGUGAUCUUUCGAAGCUUUAAUCCAAAUCAGCACCGUUAUUUCGGUUGCAAAGAAAAUGAAUUAAAAAAAGACCCCUAUUACUUCUCCUGACAAGUUUCGGAAUAACAUACACAUGCAAAAAUGGUUUUAUCUCAAAGACAAAAGGAUGAAUUAAACAGAGCUAUAGCUGAUUACCUUAGCUCCAAUGGGUAUCUAUCAGCUCUAGGUGAAUUUCAAAAAGAAGCUAGUCUGCCAGGAGAUAUAGAUAAAAAGUAUGGUGGCUUACUGGAAAAGAAAUGGACAUCAGUUAUCCGCCUACAGAAAAAGGUCAUGGACCUGGAAGCAAAACUGUCCGAGGCAGAGAAGGAAUACAAUGCCGGGGGUCCAUCUAGGGAUCGCCGCAGCCCUUCGGAAUGGAUACCACGACCCCCAGAACGCUACACCCUGAGUGGUCACCGAAGCCCAGUGACCAGGGUGGUGUUUCACCCAACCUACAGUGUCAUGGUAUCGUCCAGUGAGGAUGCUACAAUUAAGAUCUGGGAUUAUGAGACAGGCGAUUAUGAAAGAACUCUAAAAGGUCAUACAGAUACUGUGCAGGACAUUGCCUUUGAUCAUACUGGGAAGUUUUUGGCAUCGUGCUCUGCUGAUAUGAAAAUUAAGUUGUGGGACUUCACUUCUUAUGAAUGUGUCAAAACACUCUAUGGCCAUGAUCACAAUGUGUCCAGUAUUUCGUUUGUGCCAAGCGGAGAUCAUCUGGUUUCCUCUUCCCGAGAUAAAACCAUCAAAAUGUGGGAGAUAAGCACAGGAUUUUGUGUGAAAACCUUCACUGGACAUAGGGAGUGGGUGAGAAUGGUCAGGGUCUACCAUGAUGGGUCACUUCUAGCCAGCUGUUCUAAUGACCAGACUGUUAGAAUAUGGGUAACAGCUACCAAAGAGUGUAAAAUGGAACUAAGAGAACACGAGCAUGUUGUAGAAUGCAUUGCCUGGGCCCCAGAAUCAGCACAACCAACAAUUAAUGAAGCAAUCAGUGCAGAGAACAAGAAAGAGAAAAGAUCUGGGCCAUUCCUGAUUUCUGGAUCACGCGACAAAACAAUCAAGAUGUGGGAUGUCAGUGUGGGUCUGUGUUUGUUUACACUGACGGGACACGACAACUGGGUGAGAGGCCUGGUAUUCCACCCGGGUGGCAAGUACAUCCUGAGUGCCUCUGACGACAAGACACUGAGAGUGUGGGACAUCAAAAACAAGAGAAACCACAAAACCCUGGAUGCACACUCCCAUUUUACUACUUCUCUAGAUAUGCACAAAAGUGCUCCUUUUGUGAUAACUGGCUCUGUUGACCAGACAGUCAAAGUAUGGGAAUGCCGUUAGGAACCUUAUUUUCUUUUUCAGACAAUAGUAGAACAAUAUAAUUUAUUUAUUACUGCAUCUUUGUGCUCUCAAAGCCUGUAAACCACCUCAGCGGUUAUGCUGUCAGGAUCAUGUUUGUCUCAACUCUUGCAUACUCGGCUUGCUUUUAUGUAAAUCUGCAUUCCCCAAACCCCUGUUGUGCUGUAAUGUUAACAGUAUUAACCUGUUGAAUUUAUUUUUUAAACUGCCUCUGAGCAUACAGUUUUACUAAAACUUAAAGGGGAUAUCAGCAUUUUGAGCUUUUUUAUAUAAUCUGCUAUACCUUUGUCAUUUUGGGUAAUGUUUAUUUACGGCAUGAGAACAAACCAGUAGUGUGCAUAUCCAAGAAGCCAGUUAAGAACUCCAGGGUUAAAGUGUUCAUUUGUUUAUAUACUCAGGAUCGUGAGUCCCGUGUUCAAACCCACAUUAAGUGAUCUCGGAAAGUCAGAUGUUCGUACAUUGUAGGACAGUUGUUUCUGCGUUAUUGGUGAAGGGAGAAAUGUGAGUUGGAAACACAACUCAAGUAUAGUCUUCUGUGUAUCUUCUAGUAUAUAAGUACCUUCAGAAAGAGGAAAUAUUAAUCCAAAUCUACUGUUUUAUAUCAGUAUUGGGGCUACAUUAUACUAGUACAAAGAUGAACUUUGAUAUUCAGAAUAUGUCAUGUAUAAGGUGAAGAUUUUGGAAAGAUAUUUUUUUAAUGGAAAAUUUGGGGUCACAAAAUUCAUUGGUGACUUCAUGGGUCUAUUAUUCAUCAGGUUCAGCUCACAAGUCAUGGGUGACAAAAAUUUGUUUGAACCAUUAGAGAAGAGCAUAGAUUCAUUAUUGUAUUAAAAAUGGAUGUGAAUAUUGAAUUGUAUUCAUACCAGUAGUUUUAUUGUAUUUCUAUUUAAUUGUAAGAGUGAUUAAAUUUAUUUAUAAUUGAUCAAAUAAUUAUUAAAGUAUAUGUACAGUGUAUGUAGAUUGUGUCUAGUGAUUCUGACACUAUCAUCCCAUAUGUAGUAUAUUCAAUUUAAAUUUAUUCAGUGAAUUAUAGCUUUCCUAUAGAUGUGUUGCACUGAUUUUUUUUCAUUUUCAGUCAUUUACAUGGUUGCAUCAUUGAAAACAAAUUUUUGAUUGUGAGAUUUUUUAGUUACAUCUUUGAAACACUGUUUAUUGAAAGUUCACGUGUGUCAGAAAUAUUUUGUUGAAAAGGGUACCACUGUCUUUCAAUCCAAUGGAUAUUAUGAGGAAAUGGCAAAUUUGCUAAAGUUAUCAGAGUGCAAUUUUUUAUUAAACGAUGUUUUAUGCCUUUAAAUGGUGUUCAGUAUUUCUCCAGAACUUUAAUCAAACCUGAUGGCUCACAAAAUCAUAGAAUUUAUAAUUUCUAGGCAUAAUCAUGCAAUGUAGCAGAACAGUUUUCCUAUAGCCGUAAUAUUUUUUUUUAAAUGAAAGACAGUGUUAUCUUCUCCAACAAUGCAGUGUACAGCACAGCAAUAUACUUAUAUAUGUGGAUGUAAUGUGUUGUUCAGUUAUAGAUGAGGGGUUUAUCAUGGUAGGUGCUGCUGCACACCUCCAUAGAUAGCCCCCCUUCCAAGAACUCAGGGAGACUCAUACUCCAAACCCUCCUUUAGCAUGUUGCCAAAGGACCAACUAUGUGAUUUGUAUAGCAUCACAAAAAAUGUAAUCUUGUGGUUUUCUUUAGAGGUAAUGUGUAUGCAGAUAUGCCCAUACUAGAUAAUCUGCAGGUAUUUAUACUUGCCUAACCCGAUGAUGUUACAGGUGCUUACUGCCAAUCUCCAACAGUUGAAUUACGACAUAUUUAAUAUGCAUUGUUUUAUUAUGAAUUUUUCUUUAUUUUGCUGAUGACUUGACUGUGAUAAAUCUUAUAUUUUUUCUACAAAUCUGGUAUUACAAUGUCAAAUUUUUGUUGAUUUUUUUUAUAUUGUUUCUUGUUAACCUUUGACCGAUAUUGCUGAAGUUGUGUUCUAAUGAAUCCUCACAAAAAGGGGUGUGGCAUCUAUGCAAAGGACGGGUGUUGGUGUGUGUUGAUUUUCUCUUGAUCUGGACAGAAUCGGCUAUAAAUAUGCAAAUCAAGUAUAAGAAGCUGACUAUACAUUUCUACUGCUUGAAGUUUAUAGUCAGUCUUUUAUGCUCUUAUAAAAUAAGUGCUUGGUUGUAUUUCAGUUGUAUAAAAGACAUAAUUUUGUACACCUGAAAUACAAUGUUACGGAUGCUAGUUUUAUAAAAAGGUGAACUUAUAUGAGUACAUGUUUGCUUGUGGUGUCAUUUUUUUGUUCACUAUUUGUGAUCUUAUUAAGUUAAAGAAGUGAGAAAAAAAUAUCAAUUUUUAUGUCACUGAAAAUUUAAAAAAAAAAAGUCCAUGUUAUUUGUUUUCAGUUAUAUGACUACAGCUUUAUUCAGAAAGAAAAAAAUCAGAACCAAAUUAUUCAGUCAUCCAAUAUUCAUUUUGUUUUAUUUUUCUGUAUGAAUAGUAUUGAUGUCUUUAGCAGAAGCAUUGUUUAAAAUUGCUUGAUACUUUUGUUUCGGUCCAUAAAAUCCUUUUUCUUCCCACACAUUUCUUGCCUACAUUUUCCAAAGCCAUUUGCUUGUGAACAAUGUAGGAUGAAGUGAGAGGAUUUUUUGAGAUAAUCUGGUUUUUGUCAAUAUGCCAACUUGGAAGAAAAUUUUGCACUUUGUCAUGACCCAUAUUUGUUGGUUACUGUAUUAACUGUCUGUAAUCAAAUCAAUGCUUUUUGCUGUUUGUUAAGCUUUGUGUGAUGUCGAGUAAAUAUGCCUGUCUUGGACACAAAUCCAAAAGUCUUGACAUAAGUUGCCUUUGGACAGAAUCUCUGUUCUGUGCGGUUUGAAGGGAUGUGCCGAUUUGUGGCUAAUUGAAGGGAGAAGUCACAUGACCUUGUCAGUUGAGGAUUUUAAUCUUUGAUCUGAUUGUUAUUGUGUAUUAUGUCAAUAAAUUAUAAUGCUACAUGAA